CUGGAGUGACCUUGUGGCAAUGCGAUCCUGAUCACGAAUCAGGAAACCAAGCUUUUCAGAACGCCCUCCUCUCUCAGCAACAGAAAUGAGAGGGUGAGAGAAAGAGAGAGAGCGAGAGAGAGAGAGAGAGAGAGAGAGAGUGAGAGAGAGAGAGAGAGGGGUGGAAAACAGCUAUCGUUUGCCCAGACUUGUGGAGAGACAAGAGUGAGAGAGUAAGUGAAAGAAAGAGAGGGAGGUAGAGAGAGAGAGAAUUAGAGAGAGAGAGACUGACAGCAGGGGUGAGGAGCAGAUGAGAGGAGAGUUCACAAACUAUUGCAAAGCGUUGGAACAACCACCAGACCUCCAGUUCAAACAUGUCAGGGCAGCAGCAAUGGACGCUUCUGGCCGUCAUGGCCUUCCUGGUCCUCACAGUGACAGCAGGCGAGGGGGGGAAAGCUGAGAAACAAGGGAAGAAGGAGCGUAAGUCGGACUGUGGGGAGUGGCAGUGGAGUGUGUGCGUGGCCAACGAGGGUGACUGCGGCCUGGGCACCAGGGAGGGCACACGCACUGGCACCGACUGCAAGCAAACCAUCAAGACCCAGCGCUGCAAGAUCCCCUGUAACUGGAAGAAGCAGUUUGGAGGUGAAUGCAAGUAUGACUUCCAGGCCUGGGGAGAGUGUGACUUGGUGACGGGAAAGAAGAACCGGACUGGGGUGCUGAAACGCGCUCUCAUGGAUGCCACCUGUCCUAACACAGUGAGCGCCACCAAGCCCUGCGGCAAGAUCCCCAAGACCAAGCUGCAAGAUGCCAGAAGCCGAAGCGGGGGAAGAAAGAGGGAGCGCACUCCGAUGGAUAGUGGUGCAUCAUGGGAGCAGGAAGUGGAAGUUUGA
This is a messenger RNA of Salvelinus sp. IW2-2015, 869 nucleotides long. Its product is annotated as pleiotrophin-A-like. NCBI's taxonomy places the organism in Eukaryota, Metazoa, Chordata, Actinopteri, Salmoniformes, Salmonidae. The record is from RefSeq and is a predicted model, not a curated record. Gene Ontology annotation, molecular function: growth factor activity.